AUGAGUGGCCAGCGGCGCUCGGCCAAGCCCCGGCUCCGGCGCUCCUUCAGCGAGCAGCUGCGCGACUCCACGGCCAAAGCCUGGGAUCUGCUCUGGAAGGGCGUCCGCGAGAGGCGGCUCGCAGAAAUUGAAGCAAAGUUGGCAUGUGACUGGUUGCGAGCUGCUGGCUUUCCACAGUAUGCACAGCUCUAUGAAGAUUCCCAGUUUCCUAUUGACAUUGAAGCUGUAAAGAAAGACCAUGAUUUUCUUGACAAGGAUCUUGUAGAACCUCUUUGUAGACGAUUGAACACAUUGAACAAAUGCGCCUCAAUGAAACUCGAUGUGAAUUUCCAACGGAAAAAGGGUGAAGACUCUGAUGAAGAAGAUCUCUGUGCUAUCAGUAACAAAUGGACUUUCCAAAGGACAAGCCGACGAUGGUCUCGGGUAGAUGACAUUGACACCUUAAUUCAUCAGUCAGACAAACAUGGGUCCUCAGGGGACAUUAAAAUGAAAAUCACAACUAGCAGUGAAAGUGUGCUAACUGACCUGAGUGAGCCUGAGAUCUCUUCUGUCCACAGUGAAAGUAGCGGGGGAAGUGACCACAGGAGUCAGUCUGGACUCAGCAGCCUUCUCAGGGACACAUUUGAUUGUUCAGGACAAUACUGUGUAGAAAACAUCAUAGCCCAUGACUCUGCUUCAGUAGGCGGUACUCCCCUGCAGCCCCCAGAAGAUUCUGUUAACCUUGGGAAUGAGAGACCAACACGGACCAGAGCUAAAAACUUUCUAAAGCGCAUGGAGACACUAAAAGCCAAAGGUACACAUGGAAAAUCAAAAGGCUCUGGAAGGACUAGUGGCUUAGUAAUAAGCCAACCUAUUCUUCAGCAUGAACCAAAAAUCCUGAAGGAUAUGCAAUGUGUGCAAAUAGUGAAUGGAGACUUCCAAGGUGUGACAGCCCUCGAUGCAGCCAAGCAUGGGCUUUGCUUCUCCGCUAAGUCCAGUUGUGAGAGUAGCCAGUCAGAGAUCAGCAGUAGUGGAAUAAGCACUCCUUGCUUAAAGGAACAUAAAUAUAAUGAAGCCAAUAAACGAGGCGGCAUGUACCUGGAGGACCUGGAUGUUCUUGCAGGAGCAGCCUUCAGGCAGAUGGUAGACCAAAAUCGCAAAAAUGAAUUUCAUUCGCAAGAAAACCUCGUUGUUCAUAUUCCCAAAGACCACAUACCUGGAACAUUUCCUAAGGCACUUUCCAUUGAAAGCCUUUCUCCCACAGACAGUAGUAACAGCGUGAACUGGAGGACAGGCAGCAUUUCAUUAUGCAGGCAGAAGCGCUCAACACCUAAAGAGGCCAGCCCUCUGGCUUCCUGUCCCAAAGAGAGUCGGGUUAGCAUUUAUGACAACGUUCCAGGUUCUCACUUGUAUGCCAGCACUGGAGAUCUUCUGGACUUGGAAAGAGAGAACCUUUUCCCACAUCUGGAUGAUAUUUUGCAGCAUGUUAAUGGGCUUCAGGAAUCUGUGGAUGACUGGUCAAAAAACAUACUGCCGGAGCUGAAAAACAAUGACUCAUCAAAUAGUGAGCAUGGGACCUUACCAUUCCAGUCACCUUCUAAAAUGGCAUUAGACUUUGAACAGAACUCUGUAUCUGAUGGCCGCACAACACCUAGUGAUAUGGACAGAGAUGGGACCUCUCUAAAUGAAUCAGAAGCUACAGGUGUCAGGGAUAGAAGAGACUCUGGUGUUGGAGCAUCUCUCACCAGGCCAAACAGGCGAUUACGUUGGCAUAGUUUCCAGAUCUCUCACCAGCUGAGCCAUAACAUAGGAUCGCUGCAGAUCAGCAAUCAGUCAGCUGCUCAGUUAAAUCUGCUGCAGAAAUUCUCCUUGCUUCGUCUUACCGCCAUCAUGGAAAAAUACUCCAUGUCAAACAAGCAUGGCUGGACAUGGUCAGUGCCAAAAUUCAUGAAGAGAAUGAAAGUUCCGGACUACAAGGAUAAGAACGUUUUUGGUGUGCCUUUAAUAGUCCAUGUGCAAAGGACAGGGCAACCCCUUCCACAAAGCAUACAGCAAGCCUUACGCUAUUUACGCAACAACUGCUUGGAUCAGGUGGGCCUUUUUCGGAAGUCAGGUGUGAAAUCCCGAAUACAGGCCCUACGUCACAUGAAUGAAAGCUCCCCUGAAAAUGUCAGCUAUGAAGACCAGUCAGCAUAUGAUGUGGCAGAUAUGGUAAAGCAAUUUUUCAGGGACCUUCCAGAACCUCUUCUCACUAGCAAGCUAGGAGAAACUUUCCUCCAUAUCUAUCAAUAUGUUCCAAAAGAACAGCAGCUCCAGACGGUACAGGCAGCCAUUAUGCUGAUGUCUGAUGAAAACAGGGAGGUUCUGCAGACGCUUCUCUGUUUCUUGAACGACGUCACCUCGGUGGAAGAGAAUCAGAUGACCCCCAUGAAUAUCGCUGUGUGCCUGGCCCCUUCUCUUUUUCACCUCAAUAUAAUAAAGAAAGAAAGCUCACCACGAGUAAUACAGAAAAAAUAUGCAAACGGGAAGCCAGAUCAGAAAGAUCUCAGUGAAAACCUGGCAGCAACUCAGGGCCUGACUCAUAUGAUAACAGAAUGUGAUAAACUUUUUGAGAUCCCACAUGACAUGGUAGCCCAGUCUCGGAAUUCAUAUGUGGAUGCGGAAGUGCAUUCUCCAACUCUGGAGGAACUGGGGAAGCAAAUGGAGGAAGAAGGUGGAAAUUACCAGACCUACCUUGAAAUUGUGAUGCAGAACGUCUGUAAAGAAGCCAAGGAGAAAUUCAAAGGAUGGGUCACUUGUUCCAGCAUAGAAAAUACAGACCUCUCCUACAAGAAGGUUGGAGAUGGAAAUCCUCUAAGACUGUGGAAGGCGUCUGUGGAAGUCGAGGCUCCUCCCUCAGUUGUACUGAACCGAGUGCUAAGAGAGCGCCAUCUGUGGGAUGAGGAUUUCUUGCAAUGGAAAGUCACUGAAACCUUGGACAAGCAGACUGAGAUCUACCAAUACGUUUUGAAUAGUAUGGCUCCCCAUCCUGCCAGAGACUUUUUAGUCUUGAGGACGUGGAGAACAGACUUGCCUAAGGGGAUGUGUGUGUUAGUGACUGUCUCUGUGGAACAUGAAGAAGCCCCUCUGAUGGGAGGUGUGCGGGCGGUUGUUAUGGAUUCCCAGUAUUUAAUAGAGCCUUGUGGCUCUGGGAAAUCUCGCCUCACGCAUAUCUGCAGGAUUGACCUCAAAGGCCAUUCACUGGAGUGGUACAGUAAAGGCUUUGGACAUCUCUGUGCAGCAGAAGUUGCCAAUAUCAGAAAUUCAUUUCAACCCCUUAUUGCUGAGGGGCCAGAAACAAAAAUCUGAGUGAUGGAGGAAUUCUCUGCAUGCAUUAAAGCCACUGGAUUUCAACCUACA
Molecule: messenger RNA, 3378 nt
Organism: Euleptes europaea (tarantolino)
Lineage: Eukaryota; Metazoa; Chordata; Lepidosauria; Squamata; Sphaerodactylidae
Gene: STARD13
Product: StAR related lipid transfer domain containing 13
Exons: 14
Coding region: 1-3327 (1108 amino acids)
Biological process (GO): signal transduction; regulation of Rho protein signal transduction; actin cytoskeleton organization
Molecular function (GO): lipid binding; GTPase activator activity; protein binding
Source: RefSeq, a predicted model, not a curated record